AUGGCGACCCCAGCACUGCAUAGGGUGGACUCCCCGGCCGCUAGCCCGUCGAACGAGGGCACUGAGGGCCGUCGCAAGCGCGCCAGGACGUCCCUGAUGUCGGAGGAGCGAGAAGACCCUCCACGGACGCCAGACAACGACGACGACGCGCCGCGCCCCGACCUCAUCGCGUACCUCUCCCAGCGCUCCACCCAGGCGCAGCAAGCGCAGCUCGAACUCCGCGAAGCCCGCGAACGCUGCGCCGCGCGCGACCGGACCAUCGCGUCCCUCGAGGCCGCGCGCGACGGCCUCGCCGCGGAGAACCAGCGCCUCGUCGAGCGCAUCACCGCGGAGCACGAGCAGCGCUUGCAGGCGGAGGCGUCGGUCGCGGGGCGCGUGCGGCGCGAAGCAGAGCGCGUUGCCGCCGCGGAGGGCGAGCUCCGCGCCGCGCUGGACCGCCUCCGCCGCGCCGAGGCCGCGGCGGCGGACGCGGCGGCUGCAGACGGCCGGGCGGACGCGCUGCGCGGAGAGGUGUCGACACUGAAACGCCGCGUCCAGGCGCUCGAGGGCGAGCUGGCGGCCGAGAAGGACGCCGGCGUGGACGCGCGGCGCGCGCUGGAGCGGAAGGUCGCGUGGCUGGAGGAGAAGCGCGGCGUUGACGCGCGGGAGGUGGCGGCGUGCCGCCGGGAUGUGGAGGCGGCCCGGGCUGAGACCGCGGAGGUGCGGCGGCGGCUGGCGGCCGCGGAGGCGCGCGCGGCGGAGCUGGAGCGGCGCGCGCUCGUUGCGGAGUCGGCGAGCAGCGGCGGCGGCGCGGCGAUGGAGGAGGUAGUGCGUGCACUGCGUGCCGAGGUGGAGAGGCGGGACGCGGAGGCGGAGGAGGCUCGGAGGAUCAAGGAGCGGUGGGAAUCGACGCAGAUAUUGCGGGAGCGCGCGGAGAGCGAGGCGCGGCGCGCUGCGGACCUGCAGGCGCGGCUGGAGGCCGCGGAGAGCGCGGCGAGCGAGGCGGCGGCCGCCGCGGCGACGGCGCGGGCGUGGGAGGACCGCGCGAGCAAGCUCGGGAUCGCGCGGCCGGCGGACAUGGCCGCGUGGGCGGCGGACGCGCGCAGGGACGCGGUGGCGGCGCUGGAGCGGCUGGGCGCCGCCGACGAGAGGGCUGCGGCGCUGGCGGUGGAGGCGGAGGACCUCCGGGGGCGCGUGGCGGCGGCGGAGGGCCGCGUCAAGCUCGAGGAGGGGCGCACGGACGAGGCGCGGGCGGAGGCGGCGCGCGCGGAGGCCCGCGCGCGCAUGCUGGGGGGGGAGUGCGAGGGGCUGCGCAGGGUCGUGGAGACGUACGGGAAGGAGAGCGGGGCGGCUGCGUGGGCGGUGGAGCGCGAGGAGCUGCAGCGGGCGGCCGAGGCGCUGCGGGCGCGGGUGGCGGAGCUGGAGGCGGGUGUGGCGGAGGCGGCGGCGGCGGGCGCGUCGGCGCGGGCGGAGGCGGAGGCGCAGAAGACGGAGCUGGAGCGGGCGAGCGUGCGCGUGCGGGCGCUGGAGCGCCAGAACGACGCGCUGGGGCGCGAGGUCGCGUUGUUGCAGGCGCGGCUGGGGAGGGGGGAGUUUGACGCGAGUCAGACGCGGGUGCUGCACCUGCGCGGGAACCCCGAGGCGGCGGCGCGGGAGGCGAAGCGGAGGGAGGAGGUGGAGCGGCUGGAGGCGCAGAACGAGGCGCUGCGGGCGCAGCUGCGGGAGGCGGAGGCGGUGCGCGUCGCGGGCGGGGGCGCGGGCGCGGGCGGCGCGUCGAGCGAGGCGGCGGUGCUCGGCGCGGAGGCGAUCGUGCAGAAGCGGCGCGCUGCGGAGCUCGAGAAGCAGAUGCUGCGGCUCAAGGAGGUGUUCAAGGAGCGCGUGCACGCGUUCCGCGAGGCGUGCUACCACCUGCUCGGCUACAGGGUCGACAUGGUCGCCGAGGCGGUGCCGGCGGGCGCGGGCACUGGCGCGGCCGCGCCCACCACCGUCUCCCUGCGCCCGCGGCACGGCGACGGCAAGGACGACCUCCUGCUCUUCCGGUUCAAGCCCGGAUCCAAAGAGGGGUUCGAGCUGGUGGAGACGGCGUUGUCGCGCAAGUACCAGUCGACCGUGGACCUGCUGGUGGAGCGCUGGAAGAACAUCCCGGCCUUCACGGCGAACGUCACGACGGACCUGUGCAACAAGAUGACGCAGUGCUGA
This is a messenger RNA of Pedinophyceae sp. YPF-701, 2178 nucleotides long. Lineage: Eukaryota; Viridiplantae; Chlorophyta; Pedinophyceae. The record is from the annotation of a GenBank genome assembly.